Tinamus guttatus (white-throated tinamou) is the source of this 601-nucleotide messenger RNA. Lineage: Eukaryota; Metazoa; Chordata; Aves; Tinamiformes; Tinamidae. The record is from RefSeq and is a predicted model, not a curated record.
CCAACAGAAGCAUUAGGCCAGGUGAGCAGCCUCCCUCAGCCAUGGUGCCUUCCAUUCUCGUGUCCAAGACGGGAGACAUGCUGGUGAUCGGAGGAUCCGGAGGAUCCUUGAUUAUCAGUGCUACAGCUAUGGCUAUCAUAAACAAGCUGUGGCUUGGCUAUGACCUGGAACAUGCCAUUGCAGCUCCCAUCAUGCAUGCUGAAGGUGACAAAAUCCAGUUUGAGAAAGGCUUCAGUGAGGAGGUUAGGAGCGGCCUGCUGAGAAGAGAACACAAAGAAAAGAAAUUCAUGUUUGCAAUGAAUGUUGUGCAGGGGAUUUCCAAGGAAGGAAAAUGCAUCUCUGCUUACUCUGAUAUAAGGAAGCUGGGGAAAUCAGCUGGAUAUUAGCAUCAGAUGCCAUGACAACGCCCCUAUUCUAACCAAAAACCCCAGAAGAGAACUAAAUUGAGAACAUGCUUUGGCUUGGGGAUGCCAACAUCAGCUGUUCCCAUGAGGAUGUCUCCUAGAGGAUGGACAAAGCUGAUGAUUACGCCUGACUCCAGUAGACUGCGAAUACCCUCAGGCAAAACAAGGAUACAUCAGCCAGCCUUGAUUAGAGCUAC